Glossina fuscipes is the source of this 1983-nucleotide messenger RNA. Its product is annotated as procathepsin L. Gene Ontology annotation, cellular component: lysosome. The transcript is spliced from 4 exons. The record is from RefSeq and is a predicted model, not a curated record. The coding region runs from base 691 to 1782 and encodes 363 amino acids. NCBI's taxonomy places the organism in Eukaryota, Metazoa, Arthropoda, Insecta, Diptera, Glossinidae. Gene Ontology annotation, molecular function: cysteine-type endopeptidase activity.
GGCCCCUGACAUUUUGAUAAAUGCAAGUUGCUGGGCCUGAAAAAACAUUUAGUUUUUUUGAGGAUGGAAGAGCUACCGAAUUAAUAUUACGGACUCGAUCCCGAGGAAUGAAUUCCUUAACUAAGAAUCCAAGUGGCCACAAUGGUUUGUUUAACAAAGUUUUCAUGAUUUUAGUCGGAACUAACACUUUGAAAGACGAGGUAACUCUAGGUUGAGUUGGAGCCAGUUUGAAAAUAUUUACACUCUUCAAAUUGACAGAUGGCACUUUUAUAGCCAGACAACUUUUCAUGUUGUCCGCAGAGAUGACAGAUGCAAGUCAUGACACGAAUAUUGCCUUUCAUAGCUUGCCCAGCAUGGUGACUAGCAGACAUCCCGUAAGAGCCAGUGGCAGAGGCGAAAUUGUUAAUUUUAUUAAUAUUUUUUGGGUAUGUACACAGAGUAGUCUGAAUGGCACCACUGGGAGGAGACACCCUUGCCACUUCAGUACAGCUAGAACGAGGAGAGCUUUAUAACUUAUUUGGAGCUUUUUUAUUAGCAGCCAACUCGACGAUAGCGGAAACGAUAACCUUCUUCGUAGACAAGGAUGGAGCACUUAUAUGAAUCGGCGAAUCAGAUUUAGGCAAAGGCGCAGGUGAAAUAGCACACCUUACACUACGAGUAGGUCUUGUACAGGCUGGGGGAGAAGUAAAAAUGAAAGUGAUUUGUAUGCUGUUGAUGUUAUUCUUUGCCUUCGGUUCAUGUCAAUUUGGAGAUUUUGGAAAGUCUCUUCAAGACGGCAUCGAUAAUAUCGGUAAAACAAUUCAAGAAGGGUACGACGAAGUUGUUAAUCAAUUGGAAAAAGUUCCUUUCGUUCAGGACGUGAAAGAUUUUUAUGAUUUUGCAAAACAAACUGGAAAAAGCUAUGCUACAACUGCUGAGCGUACCCUACGCGAAGGUAUUUUUAAUGCACGUAAAGCUUUAGUGGAGGCUGAAAAUCAGUUGCAUGCUGGUUAUGAAUUGGCUUUAAAUGCUUUUGCUGAUCUCACUAAGGAAGAGUUUUUAUCCCAACUUACCGGCAAUCAUAAAUCGUCUCAAGCAGAAGCCAAAGUCAAAAAUCGUCGUUUAGCUUUAAAACUAAACACUACAGCGAAAAUUCCUGAUUCUUUCGAUUGGCGUGAGCACGGUGGAGUUACUCCGGUUAAAUUUCAAGGCAAAUGUGGAUCUUGUUGGGCUUUUGCCGUAACUGGAGCUCUUGAAAGUCAUUCGUUCCGAAAAUCGGGAAAGUUGAUUCAUCUAAGCGAACAAAAUUUGGUAGAUUGUGGUGAAAAAGCCUACGGCUUAAAUGGUUGUGAUGGCGGUUAUCAAGAAUACGGUUUUGAGUUUAUUUCUCGACAAAAGGGUUUGGCUCAUGGAGCGAAAUAUCCUUAUGUUGAUAAAAAGAACACUUGCUCGUAUAGGAAAGCAUUUAAAGCGGCUGAAUUGCAAGGUUUUUCAAUUAUUUCGCCAAAUGAUGAAGAAACUAUGAAGAAAGUCGUUGCGACGUUGGGACCAUUAGCAUGCUCUAUGAAUGCUUUGGAGACUUUGCUUUUGUAUAAGAAGGGUAUUUAUGCGGACGAAGAGUGUAAUAAAGACGAACCGAAUCAUUCAGUCUUAGUCGUGGGUUAUGGAACUGAAGAUGGUCAGGAUUAUUGGAUUGUGAAGAACUCGUGGGAUAAGGUCUGGGGUGAAGAGGGCUAUUUCCGUUUGCCGCGCGGCAAGAAUUUCUGCAAAAUUGCUUCCGAAUGCAGCUAUCCUGUCCUGUAAAAUUUUCAUGUGAUUUUUAAUAAAUGUAAAGCACACUGUUACAGAUUGCAGCAAUAAUAAUAAGUGUAUUAUAUAUUCCUGACUUUUAAAUUUAUAUAUAUGUACAUAUGAACAAACAAACAUAUUAACAAAUUUAAUUUAAGUUAAUACUAAUUAAGAUUUAUAUACGCAGCAAAAACCAAUACUGGUAAGAGUAACGUC